CCUGUCUAGCGUCAUGGACCAAAUUUGUUACUCAUCCGACUUGCGGAAGCGGAAAGUGUGUGAUCUUCGGUCUAUUCCUCCUUCACCGACACUUCCUGUCUUCCGGUGGGAAUUUUCAAGGAAAAAAUAGAGAAUCUUAUCAAUAUUGUGUUUAAUUAAGUUUCAUGGACCAUUACAAAGUUCUAGGUUUGCAAAGGAACGCUACCAAAGAAGAAAUCAAAGCGGCAUUCAAGAAAUUGGCUUUUCAGUGCCACCCAGACAAGCAUUCUCAAUCGCCCAGGGCCGUCAGGGACAAUGCGACUCUAAGAUUCAAGCAAGUCUCCGAGGCUUAUGAGGUGCUCAUGGAUGAUCGGAAGCGUGCGGACUACAAUAUACGAUCGCGGGCUGGUGCUAGCAGAAGUGGUUUCUCUGCUGGUGGGAGUAGCGGUUACAACUAUUAUUCUUAUUAUAGUUAUAACUAUGGUAGGAACGGGAGCACUCACAAUUACAAACCUAGAUAUAAAUCUGGGUACGGCUUUAGUGCUGACGGCAUGACAUCCAAGUUUGAGUCUGCUUUUCGGUUUCUGAGCACACGAGCUUUUCUUCUCAAUCUUGGUUUUGCAGGAGCUUUCUUAGGGGCAAUUGUUAUUAUUGAUUCAAGCAGAGAAGCCAUAUGGAAGAUGCAAAAUUCAGGGAAAUCAUUUGAAGAAGCUAUGGAGACAAUUCAGAAAGCGAAAGGCGAGAGACGAUGAGAUAAUACGAAGAAGAAAGUCUGCUAUCUUUGAACUAAAAUGUACAUAAUCUCUAAAUACCAAAGGUGACAUGUGAUUAUUCAGAAAGCUGGUUUUUAAAGUGUAUAGUGAAAGUCUGAAAGUUAUGCUGACCAUUAUUUGUAGAGGGUGUUGAGACCCCGCCCCCAAACAAACGAGCUCAUUGUUCGAAAUGAUGAGAAGGUAUAGGUAUCUAUAUCAAUAUAGAAUUGAGCUUUUUAGAA
This is a messenger RNA of Prosopis cineraria, 973 nucleotides long. Its product is annotated as chaperone protein dnaJ 72. Lineage: Eukaryota; Viridiplantae; Streptophyta; Magnoliopsida; Fabales; Fabaceae. Bases 165 to 731 code for a protein of 188 amino acids. The record is from RefSeq and is a predicted model, not a curated record. The transcript has 3 exons.